AUGCUUCGCACUCUUGAUAUCGGCAAUCAUCUUCCCAGCCCCGACUCUCCGCCAGGAAUGACUACUUCAAAGAGCUCAAAGACAUCCUCUUUCCAAUCUUUAGACAGCGGCGAUGAUGGCAGUGUCAUGGCCGACAUUGGCCAUUUUGAAGAGAUCGGUCUCGACGAUGACAAUGUCACCCUCAAAAGUCCAUCGAAAGUCGACGUUCGUCCCAGUCUGAACAAGGCACCCUCGAGUCGAUCCCUGGUGGCUGGCAAGACCGCUUCCAAAGCUCGCCCACCCUUCCCAACACUCGAGACCAACGUAUACACCUCGAACCCCCGAAGCACCAAUUUGAGCGCAUUGACAGAGCCUCUUUCUGCCACGCGGCCCAAGACCCUGACUAGUCCAUCUUCAGCCUCUCUCACCUUCACUCGACGACGAAGCCCGAGCCCUGCUUAUUCGCUCAACCCGAGAGAUCCGAGAGAACCCAGUUUGACUGCAAAGCCCCGUCGAAGCAGCUGGCAAACUGGCCGGGAACGCAAGUCAUUUACCGACCUCGAGCGAGAAUGCGACGAAGAUGACGGUGAUGAUAUUCCCGAUGGCAUGUUCCUCGACAACGUACCGCUGUCUCCUCGACCUAUGCAGGAGCGAACACCUAGCAGACCAUCAUCCGUGUCACCCUCCCCCAAUCGAUCCAAGGAGCGUGUCCGAAGUGUCGGAAAUGGAACGCCUGCUGUUGCCCAAGCCUCAGGCUCUCUCCGUUCGCCCACCUGGAAAACCGACGACAAACCUCGCAGCCCUUCCCAAACACGAGCGCAUAGUUGGAAUGCAGCACUGGCAGAAUUGAACGCCGAAGCCAAGACUCUGACCGAAAAGCUCGAAGAGCACGCCGACGAGGAAAUAGAGAAGCAAGCCAAGCGCCCCGCAAACCAACGCCCCAAUACUUGGAAUGCAUCUCGACGAUCUGCCGACAUGUAUGAGAAGAAGCAGCGCGUCAAGUCAACCCCAGAACUACCACCUCUUCGCAAGACAAAUAUCAUGAUUGACCCCCUUCCUGUUUCCAAGGAGAAGGAAGCUGUCUUGAGCCGCACGCGUCCCUCAUGGUUGCCGCCUAAGGACCCUGCCGAGGAGCGUCGACAUUUGAAGGAAUAUCAGAAGAUGAUGGCAGCCAGUCAAAAGGCCGACGAGCGACGCGAAGCUUCUCGCAGGGCCAAGAUCGAAGGACGAGACAGCACAGCCGACAAUCUAAUGCAGAUUUGGGAGAGGGAUGUCAUUCCACGAUGGAGCGAAGCCAUCCGGGAGCGCAGGACGAGAGAACUUUGGUGGAAGGGUAUCGCACCCCGCAGUCGAGGUGUUAUCUGGGGUCGAGCGAUCGGCAACGAAUUGGGUCUCUCGGAGACAUCGUUCAAAGCGGCUCUUGCAAGAGCCCAGGAGGUCGAGGCCAGAGUCAAUGACGACAAGGGCAACGCAGACGACGCCAGGAAGGCAAAGUGGUUCCAAGAGAUACGAAAAGAUGCUGCCCAGAACACAUGGCAGGACUUGAGGAUUUUCGAGGUCGAGGGACCAUUGCACCAAAGUCUCGUUGACGUGCUGAGCGCGUAUGCCAUGUACAGAAGCGACAUUGGUUAUGUUCGGGGUUGCAACACAAUUGCUGCCUUGCUACUCCUCAACCUACCUGAUGCCGCAUCCGCCUUCGUCGCACUUGCCAACGUGCUCAACCGCCCAUUGCCUCUUUCGUUUUACACUGGCGAUCCAGGCGCACAAGCUUCUGCAUUUAAUCUUGUGAUGCAGACCCUGUCGCUCAAGUCUGCACCUCUUCACGCGCACCUCAUCAAAAAGAUCCCAACUGCCGAACUCGAACAAUGUUUGGCAGGAAUCUUGACAGCCGUAUUCACCCAACAUCUUGCCAUUGACGAAGCAGCCCGGCUAUGGGACGUUUAUGUCUUUGAAGGCGAUGCUCUGCUAAUUCGAGCCACUGUCGCUCUACUUCUCAGUCGAGAGAUGACGCUACUCGGAGCCAAAACGGCCGAUGAAGUCAAGACGAUCCUCAACGAAAGAAAUGCCAAGGUCUCUGCAGCCAGAGUCGCUGGUGAGGUAGGCGCCGAGGACAAAUUCAUGAUGUCAGUGCGUGAGGCAGGAAAAGCCUAG
Fusarium coffeatum is the source of this 2130-nucleotide messenger RNA. RefSeq lists its product as uncharacterized. Gene Ontology annotation, biological process: activation of GTPase activity. The record is from RefSeq and is a predicted model, not a curated record. The transcript is spliced from 2 exons. The coding region runs from base 1 to 2130 and encodes 709 amino acids. NCBI's taxonomy places the organism in Eukaryota, Fungi, Ascomycota, Sordariomycetes, Hypocreales, Nectriaceae. Gene Ontology annotation, molecular function: GTPase activator activity.